Prunus armeniaca (apricot) is the source of this 288-nucleotide messenger RNA. NCBI's taxonomy places the organism in Eukaryota, Viridiplantae, Streptophyta, Magnoliopsida, Rosales, Rosaceae. The record is from the annotation of a GenBank genome assembly.
AUGCCUGAAUCUUGUUCCUCAACCAGAGAUCUAUCUUUGUCAUUCAGACCGGCAUGGUGUAAUCCAAUGCCAAACUGCAAGAUUGGACUGCGAGUGCAAGCUUCGUCUUCGCUUCUCUGUCUCUUCAUUUCGCUCGCACACCACAUUCCUCAGCGAGAGCAAGCUUCGUCUGUCUUCAUUUGGAAAAAAAAGGACGCUCAGACCUGCCCAGGCCGCCUAGAACCGCCUAGACGCCGCCUAGACCCGCCUAGGCCGCCUAGCCGCCUAGGCCGCCUAGGCGCCGCCUAG